Penicillium crustosum is the source of this 1545-nucleotide messenger RNA. RefSeq lists its product as uncharacterized. The annotation marks the transcript as partial. Lineage: Eukaryota; Fungi; Ascomycota; Eurotiomycetes; Eurotiales; Aspergillaceae. The transcript is spliced from 5 exons. Gene Ontology annotation, cellular component: fungal-type vacuole membrane. The record is from RefSeq and is a predicted model, not a curated record. Gene Ontology annotation, molecular function: basic amino acid transmembrane transporter activity. Gene Ontology annotation, biological process: transmembrane transport; basic amino acid transport.
AUGAAGCCGCUCCAAGCAAGGAAGACUCUCCCAUCAAUGAAGAAUCUCCGAAUAACGAAGACUCUUCAGAUGAAGUCCAGAAAAGCCCUCUGGACCUCUAAACCUCGAUCUAACCUGACAUGGAUAGGCGUAUUUCUUGCCUUUGCGGACGAUACUUUUGUUUUCACUACCUACGGUACGAUCGCGUCUCACUUUGGUCACGGCUCCAUGGGGCCAUGGCUUGUCACGGCAUACAAUCUAGGAUUUGCUGUCUCGUUACCCGUCUGGCAGUACGGACGUGUCUGCGACAUUUAUGGCUACAGGUACCCAAUCCAAGCGGCGUAUUUGAUCUUCUCUAUUGGAUGUGCAAUGUCUGGAUUUGCUACCAAUUUAUGGAUUGCCAUUGUUGGAAGGUUUCUUUCUGGAGCUGGUGGCUCGGGGAUGACGGAUUUACUCGUUGUCAUUGUCAAUGGUGUGUGGGAUCUCUACCCUGGAAAUAAAACAGUCAAUAUAAGCGCUAUUAAUUGUACUGAUGAUCGAAAUACAGACUCGGUGCCCCUAAGAAAAGCUACAGGUUUACGUGCAUACAUAUCGAUCGUCAUGACUAUUGCUGUCCCCGUCGGUGCCCCAUUGGGAGGUGCUUUGACUCAGUGGAUCGGCUGGAGAUGGGCCUUUGUUUUGCAAAUCCCAAUGGGCCUAUUUUGUUUAGCUAUGGCUUCCUGGCGACUAAGAAGAAUCAAGCAGAGGAGCGACUCUGAGGACAAGGGAGAGGUGUCCCCCCGACCAGACUUUAAUCUACUAGGGAUCUUUCUUCUCGGUCUCUCCGUCGCUUCAAUAAUGACAAUUUGUCAGUUCUCAGGUGAACUGAAAUCCAAAUUAACAAUUGGGUUACCAAUUGUAUCGGCAAUAUUUUUCGUCAGCGUCUUGCUCUUUGGAAUCAACGAACGGUACUGGACAAAUGCCCCAUUGGUUCCGAUAAAGUUGCUCAAGACAAACAACAUCGGUGAAAUGUAUCUUGCACAAAUACUUCUUCUAUUUAGCUACGGAGGUGUAGGUCAGCCGUACCUCACCUAUCGCACUUUAACUGACCGGCUCGCACAGAUCUCCAGUCAUAUCACGGAAUUUUGGAUCCGGACAAAGAACUACAACAACAGCCUCGCUGCUGCAUGUAUCCUGCCAGUCGUAUUUGGAAACGUUCUGAGCGCAGCUAUCAGUAGUAGAAUCGUGCAGAAAACUGGGAAAUACAAGAUAAUUCUAAUCACAGGCUGCGUGGUUGCGAUAGCCAGUAAUGCAUUGAUAGCAGGACGAUGGCCAAAUCGACCACUCUUUUGCGAUAUGAUAUUUUACGCUGGCAUGGGCCUCGGAGUCGGUGGGAUUUUCGUAUGUACCUUCUCAGCAUUGUCAGUAUCGGUCCCAAGUCAGAUGACAGCUACUGCUAUGACGAAUUAUUAUCUCUGCCAGCAGUUGGGGCUGGUAGUGGGUGUGUCUGUGGUAUCUUCAGCCAGUCGGGCGGUUUUUGAAAAGGGUCUGUCCCAGGACAUUCCCUUGAGCAAAGAUAAAUCCCAG